GAGCAUUUUACCCAGAGUACACCGGGAAACAGACAGGGGAACAUGGCGCAGGGUCGAUGAGGAGGACGCUGAACAUCGAGGAUUAUAUUACGUGGAUAUUUUUGAGAUCAUGCUGAAAUCCUAAAAUGAGAGUGUGAAAUGGUCUCACUUCCGAAGUCUUGGAUAUCUAUCACUGCCCCUUUGAUGAAUAAGAGGAAGACGCGUCUCAGGAAUACCUGCAAUUGUAUUCAUAAACAUUUCUUUAGGACUUACAAUCCCUGAGCAUUGUUUUGGAUUCACAAACGUCACAUUUCAUUUGAUUAUUACAUGGGAAGAUGGCUGAGAGAAAUAAAAGGAACAUAGAGGUCCUACAAGGAGUUGACAGACUUCGAGUGGAGCAUAAGAAGGUGGUGAAAGGCUGCGAAGUUCAGAUCCAGCACUGGGAGAAGGUAAAAGGUGACUAUGAAGCCCUUGAGGAUCAACUCAAAACUCUUCCAGAUGAGGUGUCCUAUGACAUCAUGGUGCCGUUUGGCCCUUUGGCAUUCAUGCCUGGGAAGCUGGUCCAUACCAAUGAGAUCACUGUGCUACUGGGAGACAACUGGUUUGCCAAGUGCUCUGCCAAGCAGGCCCAGAAGCUCUUGGAGCACAGGAAGAAACAUGUAAGGAGUGCGCUGGAUGACUUGCACAAGACGAAGAAGAACUUUGAAGCCAGAGUUGGGUUCACAGAGGAUCUUGAAAAACUCUCAGGCGCUAAAGGGGACUAUGUGGACAUCAGAGAAGAGGUUGGAAGUAUUGAAGAAUUUGUAAGCAAAGGAAAGCAGCGUGUGGCCCUUAAGCCCCACACUAAGCCCAAAAUGGAGGCUGUUGUGAAGAUGGAGGAGGAGGAGGGAGAUGGAGGGAGUAGGAGAGCAGUGCUGUCUGAGGAAGAGCUGUGGGCCAGACUGGAUGAGCUGGAAGCAAAGGAGAAGCUUGAGGAGGAACAUGACCGACACUUUGGAAGUGCAGACACCAACGGCAAUGACGACACAACAUCCUCUGAGGAAGAGAAGGAGGGAAUUGGUGGCGGUCAUCAUCGCGUCAACAGACAUGACGAGAGGAGUGAAGGCAAGAUGACUGUGCCUCACAACAGUGGCCAAGUUAACGGUACAACCAGGGACAGGGAGGAGGAGGAAGACGAGGGAGAGGAGGAGGAAGGCAACGGUUUGCCUACCAUCUAUUUCUCUCAUACGGUGGAACCCAAGAAGGUGAGGAUAAACACAGGGAAGAACACCAUGUUGAAGUUCAGUGAGCUGAAAGAACAGAAGCAGCAAGCCAAGAGGAAAAAGAAGAUCGGCACCAGUAAUGGUCACUCUCACCACGGGCUCCACAACAUCACCACGCCCACAGACAUCUACAGGUUGUUUGUGGAUGUGAAGAAUGGCGAGCCCAUCCCCAGGAAGUCCAUCCUAAAGUCCCGGAGCAGAGAGAACAGCGGAUGUAGCGACACCAGCGAGAGCAGCGCUGCCGACUUCGAAGAGCGCAGGACGUUCGGACGCACCCUGAGCCACGACGAGAACACGUGCAGCGACACCAGCGACGGCAUCACCGAGGAGGACAGCCCCACCGGGAACCCUCUACACCCCACCAGACGCUUAGAGGCCUUUUCAUGCACAGUGGUGGAGAAGGAGCCCAUUCCCUUGUCGAUCCCCCACCUAACCAUCGUCCCACCAGCUCUGCCCACAAUCCCAGAGCGGAAGCUGGAGGAGGUGGCCCCCGACGCCCCUCGUGAGGCCCCUAAGCGGGUGUCCAAGUUCAAAGCUGCCCGGCUGCAGCAGAAGUGACCCUGCAAAGCCAGUCUCCAGGAUUCACACUACUGGCCCCUUUUUAACAUAGAUGUUCUACGCCAGCACUUUGUUGAGCUGGACAGACUGUGAACCCUCCCUAAUAUCUGCCAUGUCUCUUCUUCUUUUGUCAUCACUCUUCAAGCCUUUAUUCUUCUCUUUCACAAUGCUUUUCCUGUUAGUACACAGGGUAUCUAUUACAGUAGGACUGUUCUAUAAGAGGCAGUACUCUGUAAGAGUAGCAUAGCAUUGUUUAGAACGCUUGCGCUUAACCAUUUACCUGCCUUGUAAGGAACAUCAAGCUUUUGUUGCUAAGUAAGCACUUCAUUGCAAUAUGUAUUUAAGUCAAGAGGUUGUUUAUUUAGAGCCCUCAUCCUCCAACAUUAUGGCACUACACUAGUCCACACUGCCUAGGUGCUCAUUUUAUGGUGGUUGAUCUCGUGUCAGUGUCUUGACAAGGCCAGUGGUUUACCACUCUAUUUGUUUGAUCCAUAAUUUUGCCUGCUAUGCUGAAAACGACAUGCUCUGUGUCCAUUUAUUUUUUUCCUUUUUUAUUUUCUACGAUUAUUCUACACAGGGUCAUAUGCUGACUGCCCUUUAUUGUCCCCAAUCCCCUUGUACCUGCCUAAUGCCCACCUCUGUGUUCAGCUUUAUGUCAGAAUAAACAUUGUUGUAAACUGGAAGGAAAAUAAAAGAUUUUGAGG
Messenger RNA from Oncorhynchus masou masou (cherry salmon), 2503 nucleotides. RefSeq names its product unconventional prefoldin RPB5 interactor 1-like. The record is from RefSeq and is a predicted model, not a curated record. NCBI's taxonomy places the organism in Eukaryota, Metazoa, Chordata, Actinopteri, Salmoniformes, Salmonidae. The transcript has 10 exons. The coding region runs from base 315 to 1799 and encodes 494 amino acids. Gene Ontology annotation, biological process: negative regulation of transcription by RNA polymerase II; negative regulation of phosphatase activity. Gene Ontology annotation, molecular function: transcription corepressor activity; chromatin binding; phosphatase inhibitor activity.